This is a messenger RNA of Prorocentrum cordatum, 808 nucleotides long. The record is from the annotation of a GenBank genome assembly. NCBI's taxonomy places the organism in Eukaryota, Dinophyceae, Prorocentrales, Prorocentraceae.
UCCCGCCCGUUUUCCUCUGCAACCAUCUUGGCGACAGCGGGUCCAAGGUUCAGGCGCUGAAACCCUUUCAGGCCGGUAUCGAAUUCCGUCUACGGUUUAUUUGUGCUCCACGGCGUGAUGUUGUCGCAGCGAGCACUUAUGUUUCUUCUUACUCUCCGAGCUGCGGUGGCGGCAUCGUCUGCAGGCACGCAGACCACGAAGUCGGCGAAGACGAACUCGAGCGGUUCGACCACGCAGACGUACACGGAGAAUGCCGUCUGUAAGCAGAACCGUUGCGUCAACCCGCUCUUCCCCGGACUGUACGACCUCACCUCGCUCUCUGCGCUGUCGUGGACGUGCUCAACUCACCCUAUCCUGGCGCAACCUCGAUUUCUGCUCUAACGCCGUGUACUACGACCCGGCCAUUCCCGACAUCUCCGGCCUCACGACCUCGGAGGUCGUGCGGCAGCAGGAUGACGCUGCGGCUACGCAGUUCUUCUACCACCUCAGCGCGCUGGGAUACGAGGCGUGGGAGCACAAUGAUCCUGCCCACGACGACGGCGAUGAGUGCGUCCAAGCGUCUGGAGGAUGGUGUGCUACACCUACUUCCCCAAGGCCCAGGCUGGCUGCCCCGCGGGGCUGAGCACCCGGUAUCAGCGCCCUUGCUCUGGUUGUUGCGAGGACUAUUUGUCCAAGUGCUCCGUGGAGUGCUGCGACGAGAGCAGCACGCAGUGCACCUUCACGUGGGAGAGCAGCACCGCCGGCGGCACGUCCCUGCUCCAGAGUGCCUACGACGAGGAGCUCGGGCCCUCGGCGCAGUGCACCGGCA